Molecule: messenger RNA, 2542 nt
Organism: Hibiscus syriacus
Lineage: Eukaryota; Viridiplantae; Streptophyta; Magnoliopsida; Malvales; Malvaceae
Product: protein SCAI-like
Exons: 9
Coding region: 158-1963 (601 amino acids)
Biological process (GO): DNA-templated transcription
Cellular component (GO): nucleus
Molecular function (GO): transcription corepressor activity
Source: RefSeq, a predicted model, not a curated record
UCUACAGCUCGGCUCUCUCUCUCUCUCUCUCUCUGAAAUAUUUCUCCAUGUCCGUCGUAACCGUCGUCAAAUCCCCCUAACGGAACCGCUUACGCUCUCAAUUCGUCCCCUUUUUUGUUCUUUAAAUCGAAAUUAGUGUUGGUUUUCGGUUCCGUACAUGGCGGAGGACGACGUCGUUCCCAAGACCUUCCGAGCUCUUGUCGAGAGCGCCGACCGUAAAUUCGCACGAGUUCGGGAUUUCCCGUCGUACGGGCGGGCACAAGGCCAACACUAUUUCCACAAGGUCUUCAAAUCCUACAUGAGGUUAUGGAAGUACCAGCAAGAAAACCGAGCGCAGCUAGUUAAAGCCGGUUUGAACCGGUGGGAGAUUGGCGAGAUCGCCGGUCGGAUCGGCCAGCUGUAUUUUGGCCAGUACAUGAGGACGAGCGGGGCUAGGUUUCUAGUCGAAUCCUACGUUUUCUAUGAAGCGAUUUUGAAGAGGAGGUAUUUCGAAGGGGGUGAAGUGAAGGAUCUUCGAGUUCGGUUUAAGGAGUUGAGAUUUUAUGCCCGGUUUUUGCUGGUUUCGUUGAUUUUGAACCGGACCGAGAUAGUGAAAGUUGUAGUUGAAAAGCUUAGAGCUCUUGUUGAUGACUGCAAGGCUAAUUUCCGGGAAACAAACUUUAAAGAGUGGAAGCUAGUAGUGCAAGAAAUUCUCUGCUUUAUAAAUAUUGAUACAACUUUUACCAUUCCAAGUUCGAGGCCAUUUCGUUACUGUGCUAUUCUUGACAGUCAUCCAAAGUCUGCUUCAUAUGUAGCUCGAUUCCAUGCAAAGAAGAUUCUAAAGUUUCGAGAUGCUGUGGUCAUGAGUUAUCACCGGAAUGAGGUAAAAUUUGCAGAACUUACUCUGGAUGCAUACAGAAUGCUGCAGUGUUUAGAAUGGGAGCCUAGUGGAUCAUUUUACCAGAAGCAUCCUGCUGAACCAAAGGAGAAUGGUGUGGCAGUUGAUUAUUCUGGAGCUUCCGGACUAAUCGAUAUGAAUUUGGCUGCAGACAUGACUGACUCGACUCUACCUCCGAAUCCAAGGAAGGCUAUCCUGUAUCGACCAUCUGUGACACAUUUGAUAGCAGUUAUGGCAACAAUUUGUGAGGAGAUGCCUCCAGAGAGUAUUAUGCUUGUUUAUCUAUCAGCCUCAGGGAAGCCUGGUCAUAUUAAUGCCUCUCAGGUAGAAACUUCAGGAGGAUCUAGGCGAACAAGAAAAAGCAUGCUCGUUUCUCACAACUCCCUUGAACAGAAUUGCUCUGCACCUGAAUCCCAUGUCAAUGGUGUGAAAGAGUAUAGUGACUACUAUGACAAUUACCUGUGGUUAGGUCCUAAAGGAAAUGGUGGUUCAAGUAACCUCUAUCCCGGUGAUAUAAUUCCUUUCACCCGAAGACCUCUUUUCUUGAUCAUUGACAGUGACAGCAGCCAUGCAUUCAAGGUCUUACAUGGUGCAGAAAGGGGAGAAAAAGCUGCCCUACUGCUUUCUCCAUUGAAGCCAUUUUUCAAGGACCCAUCCGCCGCUGAUAUUAGUCAGAAUGGAAGUCAGUUUACCUUUUUCUUGACUGCUCCUCUACAAGCAUUUUGCCAUAUGGUCGGAUUCCCCUUGUCUGAUAAUGACAUGGAGGUUCUAGACGCUGCCGAAAGCAUACUAUCUACUGCUUUCUCCAAGUGGGAAGUAAUUCUUUGCAAAUCACCUAGCCUGGAUCUGAUUUGGGCACAGGUUUUAUCUGAUCCAUUUUUAAGGCGGAUUAUUGUUAGAUUCAUAUUCUGUCGAGCCGUGCUUUCUGCCAUCUCCCUGGAAGAAGGGAGUGAUCAAUUUCUUCCACUUUGCUUACCAGAACUUCCUAAUUCCCUCUCUCCGAAGACUGAUGUUGUGCAGUCUUCUGUCAUCCAACUUGCAGAUCACCUGAAAGUUUCCCACUGCUUUUACUUUGCCGAUGCAUAAGUGGGACCUUUUAUGUUGAUGAAAUCUGCAACGUAACAUUGUUGCAUCCAAUACAGAUCUUAUGGUGCUGUAGCUCCUAGAGUUUCGAGACACGUCGGACUUUCUGGGCCCUGAAGGUAUAUGAUUGCUGAGUGGGGCUUAAGCCAAGCAUUGUCGAGGGGUAUUUGAUUGAGCAUGCUUUUGCUUAACUUCCAUACAUGACUUUGCUGGUGAGCAUAAUCUGUAUUCUGGUUUGGUACCAAGUUGAGAUGGGUGCUUGAUAACAUGCAACAUAGUUUAGUAAAGGCUUUAGGAGUCAGUUGAUGUAUCUAAAGGUAAUUUCUGUGCCAGCAUUGCAUUUGAGUUUGGGAUUAUUGUUUUGUUUUUCCAUUUUGUUCCUUUUUUUCUGUAAAAAGAAAAGUGAGUCUGGGGGUAGGGUAGUGGGAUUAAUUCUUUUUCCUUUUGACGGGUUUGAUUUACAUGUAUUCUUAGAAAAAGGUAAAAGGGUAGAAGGUUAUUGAAUAUGAUUUGUAUUUGAGGAAUCAUUUCUGUACAUGUAUUACAUUUUCCUUUUAUAUAGUUGGACUUUUGUUUGUCUUC